AUUAAUGAGACGCAGUAGUCUGACCAGAGACACUCCUGUACGCAAGCCCUCCCUCCGCGGCACUGCUGCUUCCAACAACAAGCAGAAGCCAGCAACAUGGCCGACCUAGGAAAGAAGUACUGCGUAAACUGCCUUGCAGACGUUACGAAUCUGCGGCUUCGCUGUACUGACUGCCCAGAUAUCGAACUUUGUCCGGAGUGCUUCUCCGCGGGUGCAGAAAUCGGUAAUCACCGGCGAUGGCACGGUUAUCAGCAAGUCGACGGCGGGCGCUUCACCCUCUGGGGUCCCGAAGCGGAGGGAGGAUGGACUAGCAGGGAAGAGCAGUCGCUCCUCGACGCGAUCGAGCAAUAUGGCUUUGGAAACUGGGAGGACAUGGCCACUCAUGUAGGGGCRUCUCGGACCCCCCAGGAUGUCAUGGACCACUACGUCGGCAUGUACAUCCAUGGCAACCUGGGAAAGGCCUGCGUCCCCGACAGCAUCCCCAACCGGGUGACGGAUCACACCUGCCCCAGCGGUGGCCCCCUGUCCCCCAGCCUCACCACCCCCCUGCCCCCGCUGGACGUGACCCUGGGCGAGCAGCAACAGCUGGGCUACAUGCCGCUCCGCGACGACUAUGAGAUGGAGUACGACCAGGAGGCGGAGAAGCUCAUCAGCGGUCUGUCGGUCAACUACGACGAUGAAGACGUGGAGAUCGAGAUGAAGCGCGCGCAUGUGGACAUGUACGUGCGCAAGCUCCGCGAGCGCCAGCGCCGCAAAAAUGUGGCCCGCGACUACAACCUGGUGCCUGUCUUCCUAGGCCGCGACAAGAAGGAGAAGCAAAGCACGCUGGGAGUUGUAGGUGGKGGUGUCGUCGUCGGAGCGGUGGGGAGCCUUCCGACGCCAACCACACCCGCGGUGACACCGGGAGCUCCAGCCGUCCCGACAGUGCCGAAGCGUAAGAUCCCCAAGGAGGAGAAGGAGCAGCGGGUCAAGUUACGGGGGAUGUGCCAGUUCAUGGCUCAGCGGGAGUUUGAGGACUUGUUCCACAACAUGCACAAAGAGCGCGUUCUGCGCGCCAAAGUACGGGAGCUGCAGCGCUACCGCCGCAACGGCAUCGCGCGACUGGACGAGGCGGCUGAGUACGAGGCGGCRCGGCACAAACGGGAGAAACGCAAGGAGAACAAGAGCGUAGCUACCUCGAAAWCGGGCCGGGGCGGAGGGCUCGGCACAGGAGGAGGGCUUGGCGGAGGGACAGGAGGUGGCGGAGUGGGCGGCGGUGUCAUCAAAGAGGAGGGCAAGGAUGGCGAGUUCCCGGCCAUAGAGAACCUGGCGGGCUUCGAGCUGCUGUCAGACCGGGAGAAGGUGCUGUGCAACUCACUUAACCUCAGCCCCACGCGCUACCUGACUGUCAAGACAAUCAUCAUCAAGGACCAUCUGCAGAAGAGCCAGGGCAUUCCCUCCAAGAGCCGGCUGCCCAGCUACCUAGACAAGGUGCUCAAGAAACGCAUCCUCAGCUUCCUCACAGAGAGCGGCUGGAUAUCCCGGGACGCAUCCUAACAAUCCAUUUAGUUUGUAGAGACUGGGACACGUCCUAACCAUCCAUUGGGUUUGUAGGGACUGGGACACGUCCUAACCAUCCAUUGGGUUUGUAGGGACUGGGACACGUCCUAACAUCCAUUGGGUUUGUGGGAC
This is a messenger RNA of Salvelinus sp. IW2-2015, 1671 nucleotides long. RefSeq names its product transcriptional adapter 2-beta. Lineage: Eukaryota; Metazoa; Chordata; Actinopteri; Salmoniformes; Salmonidae. Gene Ontology annotation, biological process: regulation of transcription by RNA polymerase II; chromatin remodeling. Gene Ontology annotation, cellular component: nucleus; SAGA-type complex. The record is from RefSeq and is a predicted model, not a curated record. Gene Ontology annotation, molecular function: transcription coactivator activity; chromatin binding; zinc ion binding.